Polyodon spathula (Mississippi paddlefish) is the source of this 2556-nucleotide messenger RNA. RefSeq names its product serine incorporator 1-like. The transcript has 10 exons. The record is from RefSeq and is a predicted model, not a curated record. Gene Ontology annotation, cellular component: membrane. The coding region runs from base 70 to 1455 and encodes 461 amino acids. Lineage: Eukaryota; Metazoa; Chordata; Actinopteri; Acipenseriformes; Polyodontidae.
GCAGAGGCUGUAAACAAUCUGCAGAGAGCAAGCGUCCAUUUUUAUAGAGGCUGAAAACAGAAAACAGAGAUGGGGGCUGUACUUGGACUCUGCUCUAUGGCCAGCUGGAUCCCUUGUCUGUGUGGGAGUGCACCCUGUCUGCUGUGCAGUUGCUGCCCCAGUGGAAACAACUCCACAGUCACUCGACUCAUCUAUGCAUUCUUUCUUCUCCUGGGAGUAGGGAUUGCUUGCAUUAUGUUGAUGCCAGGAAUGGAAGGACAGUUAAAAAAGAUUCCUGGAUUUUGUGAUGGCGGCAUGGGGACAUCCAUUCCUGGAAUUCAGGGACAUGUGAACUGUGAUGUCCUGGUUGGCUACAAGGCAGUGUACCGGAUUUGCUUUGGGAUGUCCAUGUUCUUCCUGCUCUUUUCAUUGCUGAUGAUCAAGGUGAAGAGCAGUCGGGAUCCAAGAGCUUCAGUACACAAUGGGUUCUGGUUCUUUAAGUUUGCGUCUGCUGUAGCCAUCACUGUUGGAGCUUUCUUCAUCCCAGAGGGACCCUUUACCACAGUGUGGUUUUGUGUCGGCAUGGCUGGGGCUUUCUGCUUCAUCCUGAUUCAACUGGUCCUGCUGAUUGAUUUUGCCCACUCCUGGAACGAGUCCUGGGUAGAAAAAAUGGAGGAAGGGAACUCCAGAUGCUGGUAUGCAGCCCUCCUUUCUGUUACAGCUUUGAAUUACAUCCUGUCCCUGAUUGCCUUGGUACUAUUUUACAUCUAUUAUACCCACUCUGAAGGCUGCACUGAGAAUAAAGCCUUUAUCAGCAUUAACAUGUUGAUCUGCAUUGGUGCCUCUGUGUUGUCUAUCCUGCCCAAGGUCCAGGAGUCCCAGCCACGGUCCGGUUUGUUGCAGUCUUCCGUCGUCACUUUAUACACAAUGUAUUUGACCUGGUCAGCCAUGACUAAUGAACCUGAUAGAGAAUGCAAUCCUAGUUUGCUGAGCAUAAUUGGCUAUAACAACACUGGAACUCCAAGCAGCCAUGGUCAUGUUAUUCAGUGGUGGGAUGCUCAGGGAAUUGUUGGCCUGAUUCUGUUCUUGCUGUGUGUUCUCUAUUCCAGCAUUCGCAACUCCACUAACAGGCAGGUGAACAAACUGACACUGACCAGCGAUGAAGCCACACUGAUAGAGGAAGGAGUCAACAGGACUGAUAGCUUUGAUGAGGGAGAUAAUGUGAACCGCGCAGUAGAUAAUGAAAAGGAUGGGGUUACUUACAGCUACUCCUUUUUCCAUUUCAUGCUGUUCUUGGCUUCACUGUACAUCAUGAUGACACUUACUAACUGGUACAGCCCUGAUUCUACCUAUGAAACAAUGACCAGCAAAUGGCCGUCUGUGUGGGUAAAAAUUUCCUCCUCGUGGAUCUGCAUUACCCUGUAUGUGUGGACUCUUGUUGCUCCACUGGUUCUUACAAACCGUGAUUUUGACUGAAUAGUGUUACUGUUAUGUGCUUGAUGCUUUCUUACUCACAAAGUAGUUGCAGUAAACAGGAUUCAAAGCUGAAACAAAUUUGUAAAUAUGCAUGCUAUCAUUGUGGUUGAUCUUGCGUACUUGUUUAACUGCAUGUCUGAGAAUAGUUCUACUUUUCACAUAUAGAGCCUGAAUAAAGGCAGUGUAAUGUUAAGACCUUGAUAUGUUAUCAAGAAACUAUUGGAUUUAUGAGGGAUGGGUCAAGAUCAGUGUACUGAAAUAUGGAAUUUCUGGUUUGUUCUGGUGAUGUUUGGCAAGUCCUGUAAGUGAUUAAGAGGGUGAGAAGGAUGGAUGUAUAAAAAAGUGACUAUAUAGCUGUAUGUGAAAUGCUUAUUAAUCAGGUAGGAUAAUAUAAAAAUGUAAUAAAGGGAAUUUACAUUAUUUGAAAAAAAUGAAGUACUAAUUAUCUGUGGAGAUUUUCUUUCAAUGCACUAGUAAGGUGUUAGGUGCAUUGGCAUACUAAGCUAUCCUAACUAUUGUGUAAUAUCUUGACCUGUAACCUCAUUAGUUUUCCACAGUAUUACGUUUUUACAUUUCAUUUGCUGUGAUUUAUCUUUUGUUUUUGAUUAGUAUUUUUUAUGUUUCUACCAUGUAUUUUAACUUGGUAUUGCAUUGUAGAUGUACAUGUAUUUUGUUCAAUAAUAUAACCGGAAGUGACUUGUUUAUUAUUAUUAUUAUUAUUGCCUGCAAAGCAGCUCUAACGGUAUUACUGAAGGAGAAUACUGUUGUAGUGAUAGCAUUUUUAUUUAUUCAAUAGAAUAUAUAUUUAGGGUAUGUUCUAACUAUUUAAAACACACACAUCCUGCACAGGGCAUUUUAAAGUGACAUUUAGUGCCAUCAAAAAGGACACCUUAAUACUAUAUAACUGAAUACAAAUCUAGAAUUGUUGUGUUUAUGUACAAGGUCCUGACAGCGUUGUCCUGGGUACAGUUGUCAGUUUAGGGGUCAGAGUUGAAAGAAAAGGUGAAGCUACACUUUCAGAAAGAUAUGACAUUACUGUUUCAUCUGCUUGACAUAUGUGUUGUAAACCUUUUGUCAUUAAAUUACUUUAAAGGCAAAUAA